AUGGACUUUGACGACGAAAGUCAGCCUAUGGCUCUUGAUAGACCACUCUCACCUACUCCUUCGAGAUCUGUUUCAGUAGAUCCCGCGCGGCUCGUCGGUCGCUUCCACGAUGCCCGAUCGUCGUUGGAAGAAGAAAGCGCAUUCGAAUUUCCUCCCUCCCAACCUAUACCGAUCGAUUCGAUACGUGCCUCAAAGUCCCGUCAUAGCAUAUCACAAGGACGGCCAAAACGCCUGUCAACGACGAAUAAACCAGGCAUGCCGCUGAACAUCCUGCCUUCUGCUCCAGCCUCUCCUCCUACACCUGCACCUUCUCCCACACCAUAUCAGCGUGCUCCUAGUUGGACAUCUGCAGGGGAAAACGAAGAUGCCUUCCUACGAGAUGCUAGGGGGCAUUUUGCAAGUUUGAAUGCCGCCGAAAGAGAACGGUACCUGGCUGAACUACUGAACAUGUGUGACAGUCAUCUGUUGAGUUUUGUCCACCAUUUCGUCUCUCCCCGACUUAAAAAAGACCCCUUUGAACAUCUUCCCGAUGAAUUGUGUCUGAGAGUUCUGUCGUAUAUUGAUGAUCCACUUAGUCUCGCCCGGGCUUCCCAAGUCUCUCACCGAUGGCAUAAACUAUUAAAUGAUGAUAUGCUAUGGAAGAGAAUGCUCGACAAACAAAAUUGGCGGAGAGCGUCUUCCAGUUCGAUCGAUGAAAUGGAGCCUCUAUCCCUACCAAGAUCUGCUCAUGGCCCUUACAGCUACGGUCGAUCACCGAAACGAAGUCUCGAUGGCUCGAUUGUAGGUCCAUCGAGCAGCGCACCAAACCUGACUCUCCCUGGCUCGACCGGUCCCUCGUCUAGUCCGCGACUUAAGAAACGACAGUCUCAGUCUCAUUAUUCUCACUUCAGACACAAGUACCUGAUUGAAGCAGCUUGGAGAAAGGGUGGGCACAGUAUCAUCAAACACAUUACUCCUGAUCAGGGAGUAGUGACCAGCCUGCAUUUGACUGAUAAAUACAUUGUCGUGGCCAUGGACAAUGCAAAAAUCCACGUUUUCAACACCGUUGGAGAGCAUCAAAAGACAUUAAAAGGUCAUGUCAUGGGGGUAUGGGCCAUGGUUCCCUGGGACGAUAUUCUUGUCAGUGGUGGAUGUGACCGGGAUGUUCGGGUUUGGAACAUGUCUACAGGGAGAAGUAUCCACACACUAAGGGGUCAUACUUCAACUGUUCGAUGCCUGAAAAUGUCGGACGUCAAUACUGCUAUUUCUGGUUCGAGGGAUACGACAUUGCGGAUAUGGGAUUUACCUACCGGGAUGUGUAAGAAUGUCCUUGUUGGCCACCAAGCAAGCGUGCGUUGCCUCGCAAUCCAUGGGAAUCUUGUCGUCUCGGGGAGCUACGACACCACGGCACGCAUCUGGAGUAUCUCAGAAGGACGUUGUCUGCGCACACUGACCGGCCAUUUCAGCCAAAUAUACGCCAUUGCUUUUGAUGGAAACAGGAUCGCCACUGGAAGUCUCGAUACUAGUGUCAGAGUAUGGGAUCCAAAGACCGGGGUUUGCACUGCUAUCUUGCAAGGGCACACAUCUCUUGUUGGACAACUGCAGAUGCGAGGCGAUACACUUGUCACCGGAGGAUCCGACGGAUCUGUCAGAGUUUGGUCAUUGUUGACGAAUUCACCCAUCCACCGGCUGGCUGCUCACGAUAAUAGUGUUACAAGUCUGCAGUUCGAUGAUAACCGCAUUGUCAGUGGCGGUAGCGAUGGACGUGUCAAGAUCUGGAAUGUCGAGACCGGUCAAUUAGUGCGUGAACUGAGCCAGCCUGCCGAAGCUGUCUGGAGGGUUGCUUUCGAGGAGGAGAAGGCGGUUAUCAUGGCCAGUCGAUCAGGUCGUACGGUUAUGGAGGUUUGGUCCUUCUCACCUCCCGAUGAGCAAUACGAUGUUCGUCGAUCGGAAAGCCCAAUGAGUCUUCCUGAACAGACGUCAAGUGUGGCGGGAGAUGAUGACACGCUGCAUUCCGACCACGACAUCGGCGAUGCUGAUGCCCCCAUGAAAGAUGUGUAG
Molecule: messenger RNA, 2040 nt
Organism: Exophiala spinifera
Lineage: Eukaryota; Fungi; Ascomycota; Eurotiomycetes; Chaetothyriales; Herpotrichiellaceae
Exons: 3
Coding region: 1-2040 (679 amino acids)
Molecular function (GO): protein binding
Source: RefSeq, a predicted model, not a curated record